CGACUCACCAAUUAUUCUUACAUCGUGCCUGAGCCCUAUUUCUAGGGACCAGGGUUGUUGACAAUUGCGUUUCAACGAGCUCGUUCUGUCAAAUAAACGUAACUAAUCGAGUACUUUACUACGUUUAUACUUUAAGAAAGAAUUUUUCUAUCCGGGUCUUAACUGACGGAGUCCAGUUACAUUAACGUAAAAAUAUUGUAGAAAUCUACUGUUUAUAUUCAACAAUCAUCUCUUAGAAUACAGUGAAAAGUGGCAAAUCUAUUUGUGACACAUUUACCCUGCUGAAAAUGAGCGGAAGAUCUCAAAUGACAGCGAUGAAUGGGAAACGACCAUCUCCCAUUCCGGCUAGGCUACAGCAAGAACCACCAACUCAGCACGAUGAUCUGAUAGCAUACAUCUGUGAAUCAUGGAAUCUGGUAUCCAAAGAACUCGAUAUGUGCCACCAACAGCUUAAUAAUUCUACGAAUUAUAGAAACGGAGCAUCAGUAACCUAUUAUCAAGAAAGAGAGCCUAACCCCCAGCUGAAAGAUUUUGAGCCGUUCAACUUGGAAGCCUGGUGGGGUCAACGUGUCGUCCAGAGCAUCACUAGGAACGCGACCUCCUAGUGUCAAGCCCCGCGCGAUCAUCGGACCUUUUCUCACAAGCAUAAGAAACAGAAAAGAUAAACCCAAAUUGAACAAAUAGUUUGAAUAAUUAUCAUGGGGUGGCGAUUCUUUGAAUUUACAAUGCUUGUUGUGAUUGUUUACAUAAACUAGAGUUGCGACGCAUACUUGGAUAUGUAAUAUCUUGCGUUCGUAACUCGGUUCAAGCAAUAAGAUUACAAUUAAAUUUUGUAAUUAUCGCUCGCUUAGUUUAUAUAGUGACAUGAAAGAGAUGUCGUACUAUUGCCUCCCCUUUAUCUUUUCAAGCAAGAUAUUCGAUAUGUAACUAGUUACAAUCGAAAAGCAAGUGCAAGAAGGUGAGGUUUGCAAAAGAACGAAUAUGUAUAUUAAAUAUGGAAGUGACUUGACGAGUGACUGUAAAUUCCUAAUAAAUCUUUUAUUACUACGAUGAAAACAGUCGCAUAAGGUCAGUUGAAGAAAAGUCUGAAUUUUCAGUAUGGGCAAGAAUUGCAAAUGAGCAUCAUGCAAUAAAAACAAGACGUGUCUUGCAUGGACAGAGGGUUCUUGCAAACCUCUAAAAGAAUUUGAACCAGUAAAUGUAACUAAUUGGCGUUAUAGAAGUAUAGGAAAUUCACCAUUUAGCAUGUUGACACAUUUUGAUGUAACUCACUAAGUAUUAAAAUAUGAAAAAUUUUAAUAUCCUCUCAUCAAUUUUUGACACUCAACUUACGUUGCAUCAUGAUUAAAGCGGUAAAAGCCAUAUUCGUAAAAAUCAAAAUCAGAAUAAAUCAUGCCAUUCGUUAAUAUGCAAAACAGGAUUUAUGCCAGAGUAGUGUUUUUAAAUGAUAUCUAGAUGUUCCCAAAAUGUUGAAGAUAGUUCAAGAUUACGAUCAGUUCAUACAUUUAGGGGAUAUAUUGCGCCGUUAGGUUUUAAAAUCACUAUCUUUAGUGCACGUUGUAGAUAAACGUUACACAAAUUUAAAAUGUCUUACCUGGAAAACUGAGAGAUGUUUAAGUUGGUGACAUUCCUAUAUUAUUUGCUACAAAGCCUAAUGAAUUUUUUGAGCGUGCCUCGUUUCACCUGGACUGUAUGAAUUGUGAAAUGAAUCACUGCCCAAGAAUUUUUAUUCUCUUGGUACGUUUCCAGUCCUGAUAUUUAACUUUUACAGAUUGAAUAUUUCAUAUCUAUACCGAUGAGUAGAAUAGACGAUGUCCAAUGACUCGUUCCGAUUGACAUACAAUCGUAAUUGUAUCGCAGUAAAAUGUUCUUUAUUUACAGUAAAAAGAUUUUAAAAAGUUG
Molecule: messenger RNA, 1902 nt
Organism: Neodiprion virginianus
Lineage: Eukaryota; Metazoa; Arthropoda; Insecta; Hymenoptera; Diprionidae
Product: MAPK regulated corepressor interacting protein 2-like
Exons: 4
Coding region: 288-605 (105 amino acids)
Source: RefSeq, a predicted model, not a curated record